This is a messenger RNA of Gallus gallus (chicken), 7909 nucleotides long. RefSeq lists its product as uncharacterized. The record is from RefSeq and is a predicted model, not a curated record. Lineage: Eukaryota; Metazoa; Chordata; Aves; Galliformes; Phasianidae. Bases 2068 to 3000 code for a protein of 310 amino acids. The transcript is spliced from 2 exons.
UGUGCAUGGUGACGUUGGCUCGGUUCCGGUAGACGUUCUCAGAGACGCUGAUGGUGCUUUGGAUGAUGUGCUUCCUGUUGUCCUUGGUGAGGCUGAAUUCGUAGGUCAGGGGGUUGCUGGUCUUGUUCUCAUAGCGGCAGUCCACGCGCAGGCUCUGGCCCAGCAGGCAGGCGCUCAGGUCCCGGAUCAUCUGGCAGUGCGCAGCCUGCAGCACUGGGACAGGCAAGCAGAAAGGGGAAAGGUGAGCGCUGGGGACACCCGAGCAGCCCCCCCAUCUCACCCCGCAGAGCCUUACCUGUCAGGAUGACAGCAAUGCUGACGGUGGGGUUCAUCUUUUCGAGGACGAGAUGCCCAGAGGUGGCUGCCAACGAGAGAUGAGCCUGGGUGGGGGGAGAGAUGUGGUGAGCCAGGCAGUGCUGUGGCACACAGCUGUGCUGCGCUGAUGUGGGCACGCACAGCGUGGGCUGGAGGCUGCCGUGUCUUGCACCAGUGAUGCUACGCAUCCUGGUAUCCUUAGGGAUGUCAGCCAUGCUCUUUUCCCUGCAUGCAUCCCCCACACCAGGCAUGAAGCACAGCACAGACCUUCAUGCAGUGCUCGUCCUGUGUCUGUGCUGGGCUGGGUGCCUGCUCAAGGACCGGGCAAGAGAAUGGAUGCUCCUGGUGCCUGCGCAGCAGCGUGGUGCCAGGUGAGGGAUCCAGACUGCCCCUCCCCUCCCCCCCCCCCCUCCCAGCGGGUGAGCUCAGCAGAGAUGACUCAUUGCGAUGCAGUGAGGGAAAGGGGCCAAGAGCAGCGGGAAGGAGGGACACAGCAGCCGGACACAGAGCUGAGAUGCUGAAGGAUGGCACCCAAUCUCCAGGGGCUGAGCCUGGCUGCCGAGUGGAAGGGUUCUGGCAUCCUGUUGGGUCCCUAUCCCUGCAACUCAGCCCUCUGCGGGCUGCCUGUGGUUUGCGUGGGUUUGGAGCUGGGGAUGUGCCAUCCAAACACCAGCCCUGCUGAUGAUCUGAUCCAACCGAGAGGAAUCAAUUAAAGGUUUGCAGCCCAGCCAAGCAAUCGCAUGGGGAAUCCAACCGCAGACAUGCGGAGCACAGGGAAGGAGUGGGGGAGCAGCAGAGCAGAAACGGAGCUGAAAGAUGCUCUGCAGUCAGUCCUCCUAGAGGGGAUUGGGGGACAUCCAAGGAGGGUACUGAAUUAGCACCCAUUGGAUCCCAGUCUGGCAGAGAGGAGAGCAGAGCCCAGCCUGAACCUGGCAAAGCAUCCAGGGAAGAGCUGGGAACUGCCUGUAUCUCAGCCAGCUGGAUUUUAUUUUUGAGCAUUUUUUGGGUGUUUCAUCUAACGUUCAAAGAGGAAAUACCAAAACCAUUUACUCACUCUGAGGAUGUGAAAGGUCUCCAUUUCACAACCUCAAACCCUGGUGAAGCACAAAAAUUCUCUUCUCUUUGGUACUGGUAAUCAAGAGGUUAUAAAAGGAGACAGAGGCACAACAGGGGAGACUGAGUCUCCUUCACAUCCCUCCAAGCUAUCUCUUGCCCUUUGCUUUGCUGUUCCCCACCUCUGGCUUGCUCCUCCUUGAACAUCCUGGGACACUGCCUAUGUCACAGCCACAUCGAGUUCAGAUGUGCUCCCAGAGAGGGUGACCUCCUCCCACUGAUGUGCAAAAGCACUCCGAUUUUCUCAGCUUCAUGUCCCCCAGCCCUUUGGUCCCUUGUACCCCACAGCAGGAGCAGAGCUAGGUGUCACCCUCUCCUGUGUGACCCCAGUGGCUGUGCACGGGGACAGGACUCACAAGGACACGGGCAUCCGAAGGACUCUGUCCAGCCCUGCAGAGCAAAGCUUUGCACCAUGUACCACUCAUUACGUGCCACGCCACGGUGCACCUCCGUGCCCACCACCGUGCCAAGCAGGGGCUCACCGGCGGGGGAUGGCACAUGUGAGGACAUCAGGGGUGUGAGACACUGAGACCCAGAGAACUGCUGCAGGAGGGGCAGCAAAAGGGGGUGCGCGGGGGUCUGCGUGCGUCCGUGCAAGGAGCAGAGCGCGGGCAUCCGCCCUUGCAGGGAUGCAGGUGGAUGCGUGUGCGCGCGGGCGCGCCCGUGGAGCAGCGCCGCAAUCCCCACCCUCGGGAACUACAGGGGAAGAGGGAGAGGGAGCAGCAAUGCGAAAAACCGAGAGCAUCUCCCUCCAUCACCACCACCACCCCCUCUCAGCUCCAGAACCCCCUCCCCGCUCGGUGCGCGGUGCAAAGCAUCACCGCGGCACACCCGAGGACCCCCACCCCGGGCUGGGGGACGGCUCCCCCCGGCUCCCCGCUCUGCCCUGGGGCUGCAUCCCCCGCGGUGUCCCGGGGCUCUGCCUACCUGCGGCGCGGUGCCGCUGCCCGCUGCUCCCGGCGCUGCCGCCCGCUGCUGCCCGCGGCUCCCGGCGGGGUGUGGGCGGCGCGGAGCUCCCGCAGUUUGGGAAGGGCCGAUCGGGCGGUCCCAGCAAAUCAGGACCGGGAGGCGUCACGCAGGCUCAGCCCCCAGCCCUGCGGUGCUUGGAGGGGGGCUGCUUCUGCAGCUUUGUCUCUGCCCCCCCCGACCUCGGGCUCGGGUGUUGUGGGGUGCUGGAAGGCCGAGGGAGCCCCGAGGCAGCCCCUCAGCAUGGCUGGGUAUGGGUGGGGGGCCUUGUUUGGCACCCCCCCGCAGCCCACCACCGCCCUUCUCCAUCUUUGUGCGGGUUGGAAGGGGUGGUGGAUUCCCAUUGCCAUGGGAACGUGGCAUUUUGCAUGCCAGCCCGCAGCCUUCCCUGGCAAUGUGGGAUUGUUUUGCUGGGAAAGGAGGGUGGUAUGGACGUGGGAAGAAGAGCUUGGGCUUGGCUCUGCUGGAGGAGAGAAGAGAUUCCCCUUCCCCAAAAGCAUAGAAGUCACAGUCCUCACCAGUGCAGCCUGCACCAAUUCACUCAAGAACCCAGAGCUCACCUUUGUUAAGGAGGUGGUAGUAGGACCAGUGGGGACAGCACUGUGAUGCCACAGGCCACAAGCCUUCUGCUUUAGCCCCAGGGUUGGUGGCAGAAAGGACACAACCAAAAACCAUUCCCUUCUGCCUCCCAUCACUACGAUGGGAAGGGUCUAAGCAGAGCUGCUCCUGCAAAGGCAAAAUGUCUUUGAGGCCUGAAGGCAGUCAGGCAAAAGACAUCUCCCCUGCUCUUGGGCAAGGAGAUGGCAGCACAAGGGAGCUGCUCGCCCUCAAGUUUGGAUCCUAAGGCAUCCCAGGAAGGAGCACAGGCAUGCAGGGGUCCUGCUUGGUCCUCACCGCCUCCCAUCCCUGGCUGGGCUCUGCAAAAAGGGCUGGCUUGGUGAAAGACGAUAUGGGCAGCCAUAUUCUGCUCCAGCAGAACCUGAUCCCAGGUGACAUUCAAGUGCUGAGGUUUUGCAAACUGGCUGUGCAGGGGAGUUUUGCUAAUUCCACAAAAUCCAGGCUGGGGCGGCUGGCUCGCUGAGUGGGCUGCAAGGCAUGCUGCCCCAAAUGGGGUCUGACACCCAGGCUGGCCAAGGACUGCACCCAGCUGCGUGCAUGCAUCAACACGAUAAGGGCGAGCUGAGGUGGUACAGACCCACAGUGCUGAGCAAGGGAGCAAAGGCAUGGCAGACUGGCACAGAAGGCCAACGUUAGCAAGACUGAAAACAGAUUGGUGCCAUGCAAAUUCACAGAAACACCGCCUGCAUGUUGCCACGAUGUCACGGUGCAAAAGAAACAGAAGCCCAAGGCUUGCAUCCAGACAGGGCUGUGAUGUGGGGCAGUGCGUGUAACAGCAUGCACGCCGAUGGGUUCUUUUCCAUUUAGCCCCACAUUUUCACAAGCUGUCUCCUCCACUUCCCCCCUAGUAAUGCAAACAUAGGCAAGCAGAGAAUUCACACUCAGAGGGCAGUUUCAGAGACAAGCUGUUGCCCAAGUACCAUUGCAAGUGAUGUCAGCUCCCUUUAAAACUCUGGUUGCUAGUGCUGUGGAGGCAAGCGUGAUUGUGCAGUUUCUGGGCAGUGCUGGCAGCAAGCAUCCUGCAUAGGUGAUUUGCAGAAGGCUCCUUGCAGAGGUUCUCCAGCUGGAUGCUCCCUUCACUGCAGACUGCAGUCUGGAUGCCAUCCACAAAGCAGAGAAAAUCAGACUCAAAAAUCAGACCCCAAGUCAUACGUAACGUGGGGGCAAGAGGAAAAAAGAGUGGGGGUGAGAAAAUCUAAUGAGAGGCAGACAGAGAGGGGGGGGCAGGCAGUGACAGACAGACAGACAAGCACAAGCAGGGGAGGGAGGCAGCUGAAUAGAAUGCAGCAGUGCAGGCAGGUAUCAGCAGGCACGGCCAGCCCUCCUGUGAGCCCAGGUCAGCCAAACUGCCCCCCAUUCUGCAGUGAAAUCCAUCUGGAGGGGAGUGUGGGGAGUCCUCCUGCUGUGCUGAGGUGCAUCAGGGGCAGCACUGCUCCUGCAGCACCAGGGCAGCGCCCAGCAGCUGCGGCACAAGGCUGGGAGCGGAGGCACAGAGGAGGACCAUGACUCGGGUGUCUGGUGCUGCUGCAGCAAUUAAAACCUGGCCUUGCCCCAAAGCACGUCUGCUGCAGCACAUUGCCCUUCCAGGAGAAGGCUGGGUGCACAUCCUUCUGAGGAAGAACACCUCUCCCCUUCUCUCAUCCUUUCCCAAGGCACGGAGAAAGAGCCUCUCUCCCUCCUGCUCAUGAAUCGCUGCGAAGCUGAAUGCUGUGGGUCUGAUUCAAACCCUGCCCACACUGCAGCCUCUCCCUACCAGUAACCGUCCACUGCUAUUGCUGGGAAUGGGAGGCAGGAGGGCCUGGCCACCAUCUCCCAAGGAGAGGUCCUUGGCCUCCUCCACAAGGCUGUUAGAGCCAGAGUUAUGGGAUGGAAGAGCAAGAGAGGGCAUCCGAGAACCACUGCAAUCGAUCCAGCUGUGCCUCCAAGGAUGCAAAUGCCCACCUGCCAGGCAGCACAGGGCUGUGAAAGAUUUGUGCCUAUUGCACAACCCAGACCCUUCCAUCACCGCUCGCAAUAGAUGAAGAAGGGAGGCUGCAGAAGAGCUUUGCCCUUGAUUGGAGAGACAGAGCAGCCCCUGGGAGCCCCACGGAUGCUAUAUGGAGCACGGCCCAGAUACGAAGCCCAUGGGCUUUGUGGCACCACUGCACAGAGCAGGGGUGGAGGAGACUGCACUGCGUGCAGCACAGCCACAGAAACAGGGUGGGCAGGGCUCCUGCUGCAGCACUGCAGGGGAUGCUGUGCUCCGAGCAGCCCUUUGAGCCCGGUGAAGGGGAGGGAUGCCUCGUGCAAAGCCCCAGCGUUGGCAGGGAGGUUUGCUAUAGGAAGAUUUGCCCAUAGCACUGGGUGGCUGGGAUGUGGUGACGUGUGCUAUGGAGCAGCAUAUGAGAUAUUGUCUCUGAAAUCAAAGAGCUGCAGGUCCUGGGUGGGACUUGAAUGGGAAGUGCUGCUGGGCAGCAAAAGCUUCAACCCCCCAGUGGUCAGGAGUGAGGCCACCAUCCGUCCCUGAGGAGUCAGUGGCUUUUAGCUGAACUCUGAGCCUGAGGUUAUGAUUACUGUGUAGAGUGCUGAUUAUUAACAAUUUGACCUGAUCCAUAGCAAUUCCAGGUAACAACAAAGCUAUGCUGAUGACUAAAAAUUCUUUGUAACUAUAAGCUAUACUCAUAUCAAUCAUGCUCAUGAUUGUAGAUAACAAUAAUCUACUCAGAAUGCCAACGUUUGUAUGUGAUAGUACAACUCCAAUUAUAACCACGGCUCUAUGGGCUGUCCUCACUACCAAGGACCCCUAAAAGAACCUCUCUGCUCCCACAGCAUUGGGUGAUACCUCCUUGAAGGAAGGCCUCUAUCAGUGAGCACUGAUGAUAGCAUCAGAUCCCACAUAGUGGAUGCCUGCUUUAUCUGGCACUGCUGCCAUCCCACCCCCCUGGGACCUGGGAACCCACCAGGCACAAUCCCUGUCCUACACACAGUCCUCCUGCCCUAUCAGAGCACAGCAGCCCUCCUUGCAGACCACCUUCUGCCUCAAGCCUUCCUGUCUGGAGCUACGAAAAUCUUCCUGCAGGAGGCUUAGAAAUCCUCGUGGGAGCCAACCAGGAUAACAGGAGCCUGGAAGAGGGGGCUGGUGGAGGCACGGAGCUCUAUGCUCGCUCCAUCUGCUCCCCAGCCUCAGCAGGAGAGGAGCUGCACUGCCUGCGUCAGCCGCCUCCUCCUCAUUGCCUCCCAUUGCAGCGUGUGCUGCAUCCUGCUGGUGCUUGGCAGGGGUUGGGUUUUUCCCACACAGCUGCUGGCUGCCGGAGCUGCUCUCCGUAUUGAGCAAACCUGCUCUGUGCUGAGCUUACAGGGAGACUCAGCCCUAGGGAAGGAGGGGCAUCUCUGUCAAAUGGACCUGGCUGGCGUGGCAGACGGCUGCUAGCUCAGUUUGCAGAUCUAGGUCUGGUGCUUGCAGGGUGAGGCCAAGGGGCCUGUGUUCAAACUCCCUGUCCACGUCUCUUCAUAGCUGAUUUGAUGUAGACAGAGAGCUUGAACUGGGAAAAGGUGCUGUUUCAGAGGGUGGAGCUUCCCUGCUAACACCUGCUGAACCCAGUGACACCCAGCCCUCACUAAGAUGGGAUUCAAGGGGAGCUCACACAGGGUGAUGCUGGGUUGUAUGACAUUACAGGACCCGGACAGUCAGCUGAUGCUCAGAGCUACUGCAGACUGCUCUGUUAUGGGGGAGUUUAGCUGGAAAAGAGGAAGCUGCUGAGCAGAGAAACGGUCUCAGAGCACAGCGCUGCUUCUGCCUUCCAUUCUCAGCCAGGCUUUCUGCUCUCUGUCUCAGGAGAGAUGAACAAUGCAAGCUACAGAAAAUGGAAAUAGCUUCCCUGAAGUUUCCCCUCCUACCUGCUGGGCCUUCAGGAAUGGAAACUGUUUAUGAGCAUUGCUUAUUUAUGAAGAAAACCAUCAGGACAGGAUGGUUAACUCUCAGCAUGCAGGCUCCCAUAGAAGAGCAGCCAAGUGGAAGCAGAUGCCUGCAGGGACGCAGGGUGCCCCUGUGGUCUGGGCCAGCUGCAAAGCUCCUGGCUCUGGGAAGAGGCCAACCCUCUGAUUUGCAAAAAUGGGUCUAGGAGACCUCGCUGAUGGAGACAGCGCAGCCAGCAGCCGUCAAUGAGCUUUUGUAAAGAGGAAUUCCGCUCGCUUGGAAAACUUCAUCUGAUUUCAUCGCAGCCCAUAAGCACUGCCUGCUCUGUAACCACAAGGAGCAAAACAGAACACCUUAAAAUAAGAAAGUAACGGGCAAAGCCCCACGAAGGAAGGAACUGUAGGCACCGUGGCCAGGCAGUGCUGUCUCUUUGCAAGAUCCCACUUAAGCAUUGCAAUAGAUGUCAAUCGACUCGCUUAAAUGACAGCAAAUCCCCUCACCAGGAGCUUCCCAUCAAAGCUGUCGCUCAUGAAACAGUGGGUUCAUUCCAAACCCUUCAUAUCUUAAUGGGCUAAGCAGGGAUGUGGAUACUGGGGCAAGCUUUGCUGCUCUUUUCAGAGCCUGUUUUCUCUGCUACUGACAGCUGACAAACGGUGCAGCCACAUGCUAUGCACUUCUGUGCCAUCACUAAAACAAGCAGUACAACAAAUGAGGAUCAAAUGCAAUCUUUGAAAGCCCUUGAUUGGAAAAGAGAAGUGCUCACAGAAUGUCUGUGUUUACCAGAAGAAAUCUCCCCGUGACUCUUCAGGUACUCAGCUGCUCAUGUUCAGCAUGGGAAGCUCCACCACACUUGGCUAAGCAUUGACUCCUAAUGGAGCUUGGGAUCCUGCCAGCCAGCACUUGAUUACAAUUAACUACCUCUCCUAUUCUUUUAAGAUAAUUUAAUUGGUUUAUUUAUCUGUGUAUUGCUUUUAACAGCUUAACAACACGCUCUAUGUUUUA